GCCCUCCUGCGGUGUUACAGCUCCUAGCAGCAGAUCGGCGCUCUCCCCGCGCUACACUCUCUGCAGAUUUUGCCUUCUUGACACACCUUUUGUUGUCUCGUCUAGCUGGAGUCAGCUAACCAUUUGCUAGCGAGCAUCUGCCGCAUCGGCUACCCGGACAGCAGUCAAAGUGAAGUUGAGGCAAGCCCGAUAGGAGCCGAGAAGUGACGGCCUACACCCAGCCAGGAUGAGCGGAGAUGAACUGAACCCAGCUGCAGUGGCUCAGCAAGUAGAGGAUGUACAAGGAGAUGAACGUUGGAUGUCACAGCACACAAGAUUUGUGCAGGAGUGUAAGGAUGCUGAACCAGACGUGCUCUUUGUGGGGGAUUCGAUGGUACAGCUAAUGCAGCAAUAUGAGGUCUGGAGGGAGUUGUUCUCUCCUCUUCAUGCUCUUAACUUUGGCAUCGGAGGGGACACCACCUGUAAUGUGUUGUGGAGGCUGCAGAAUGGGGAGCUGGAGAACAUCCGUCCCAAGGUGGUGGUGUUGUGGGUUGGAACCAACAAUCACGAACACACAGCAGAGCAAGUCGCAGGAGGAAUUCUUGCAAUCACAAAGCUGCUCAUCUCCCGCCUCCCCAAGGCAAAGAUAGUUGUACUGGGUCUGAUGCCUCGAGGGGAGCGUCCAAACCCGCUGAGGGAGAAGAACGCAUGCGUCAACGGGUUCCUUCGCUCCUGGCUGCCGCGCCUGGGCCAGGCUCAGUUCCUGGAUGUAAGCGCAGAGUUCGUCCACUCUGACGGAACCAUCAGCCAGCAGGACAUGUUUGACUUCCUCCACCUGACAUCGACGGGUUACCGCACCAUAGCGAAGCCCCUCAGCGACCUGCUGCUCCAGAUACUGGAGGAAACGCCAGAGGAGAGACGGGCGUCACUGGUUUGAGGGCCGUGGCCGAACAGCACAUUUAUCCGGAGGCAUGUCUCACCCGCUGCUGUGGGAGACGGGGGAGACAUGCUUCUGGUAUCAGGAGGAGGAAGGGGCUCACUCACAGGAGAAGGAGGCACCCUGAUGUGAGUGGGCUUGAGAGGGGUGCGGGAUCACAUUCAUGAGCGGAGGGUUGGGUGUGGAGAGGCGCUGAAGAGGGAGAGAGACCUCACUACAGACUGUGAUUGCAGUAGUAAGCUCUGUUGCAAAAGGAUUUUCCAAGGUCAGACGUCUGUGAGUCAUAGACAGAUAUACUGAGAUCAUGUGCGACUGCAGUGGCACACACACACAGAUUAAUUAAUGAGUGUUUCCCUCUGUCACCUGUGCCACGGACACAACUUUAGUUUGAUGUGAGACCAAAUAGAAAAACAUAAUAUAGUUUCUAGUCUAAAUAACACUGAUUUGAUUGGAACACUGGAUACUUUAACAUCUCCAGGCCUCUAGAAAUCCUUCAAAAAUUACUCCAUUGCUUCGUUGUAGGGGUCCACAAGCUAAAAAGGCUGGGAAUCACCCAUAGAGAGGGGCUACUGCUGAGACACACGUGUAAAUAUAAGACUCACAAAUGCUUUUGCUCAAAGUGUAAUCUGCAUAUAAAAUAAUUUACACAAAUGAAAUGAUAGUUUGUCUAUCAGUCCAGUUUUUAUAUGUACUUAUUCAUAUACUCAGCCAAACAAGGAGCACUUAGUCUUCUAAAUGUUUACAUUUGAGCCCAAUAUGUAACUGUUUAGGCAUCUUAGGAAAGAGUUAAUCAGUAUGAAAUAGAUCAGUGGAUAUCUAGAGAGCAAACUGUCUCACAGUAGAUCAAUACUCCACUGCUGUGUCACUAAAAAAUCACUAAACUAAAUGUUAGACCCAACGUCGUCGCUGAAUGCAUGUUUUCAGGCGAGUCUCAGCUUUUGUGUAGAAAGUCGGCCAACGACUCGUGUCUUAAGUGAGUUAAUAUCAGUGAAAAUCGUGUAUUCAUACGUAUCCGUUAGCGAUGUAAUGCUUUUGACUGUACUUGUCCGAUAAUCUACGUAGGUCUUCCAAACACCCCCCAGACGCUGCUGCUUACAUGCAAAGCUUCUAUCACACCCGGGCAAGUGUAUUUACAUUUUAUUUGUAGAUUCACACUUCACUCUGCCUCUCUUGACAUUUCAUUUAAAUGUCAAAAAUAUUGUAUUGCUAAACUAAAUCCUGCCAGCUUUUUUAAAUUGUGCUCCUCCUCCUGUAUCCGUUAAAAGACAAUUUUUGAAUAUAAAGAAUAUUUGAACACGUCACUCCAGGCCAUCAUCUCAGUUUGUGCUUUAUUUUUAUUUUUAAAAGCAGAGUAAAAAAAAAAAAAAAAAAAAAAAAUGAGAUGAAAAGGCGGUUGUCAGAUUAGCUCCAAUCCUCCUGCUUUCAUCUUACACUGCUAAUCAUAUAAUUCCUUAUGAAUACAGGUUGAUGUGGACAGUUUCUUACUGAUGUCAGCGGAAAAAAAAAAAAAAAAAAGAAGAAGCUGUCUCAUGCUGCGUCUGUGUCACACUAAUAUUUAUCCAAAUAUUCAUAGACUUCAACUUUGACUAUAUAGCACAGGCUCUCUCUCCCUCUCCCUCCUUAUUACAUGGAUAUACAGUAUUUUCUCUUCAUUCUGUUUCUCAUCUCCUCUUUAUUUCUGUCCCUGUUGUAUUUGUAGUUGACUCUCACCCAGCCCUGCUACCCAUGGGACCUUGACUUCUCUACAUGACAUAGUUACCGAAUAUUUUUAGAAAUUAAAAAGUAGCAUAAGGCUAAGCUACGGAGCACGACUAUACUCUGAAUAUUGUCACGCUAAAAAAAAAGCAAUCACAGCUCAUGUCAAGAAAACCAUUUGUCUGUGAGCUUAUACUGUCUGUAGCUGUUUCCUCAUGGCUCAGUUGUGUUCAAAUCGCGGCUGAGAGUCUCAUGCCGAGCAUCAAAAUUAUCCGACAUUACUGCUGUCUUAAGCUCUGCACAUUUGCGUGCUGUGUUAAAUAGUGUAUGUGUGUGUGUGCCUUAAGUGUUCAUGGGGACGGUUGUGUACAGUAUGUCUGGUACUGGAUUAUGUAAGCUGGAGUUGUGUGAGUGUCUAGAAGUGACCCCGGUUGUAUAUAAGACAUGUGAAGCUUGAGAAUGUGAUGUUUGAAGGGGGUUGAGAUUUUGGGAGUCUGUGUCUGGUGCGAUACGUUAUUUGCACUGUUUUGGCUCGUUGUCACGUUAUUGAGGUAAAGCAUUCCAAUAAAAAAACAAAAAACAAACACAAGGAUCUAA
This is a messenger RNA of Thunnus maccoyii (southern bluefin tuna), 3208 nucleotides long. RefSeq names its product platelet-activating factor acetylhydrolase 1b, catalytic subunit 2 (gene pafah1b2). The record is from RefSeq and is a predicted model, not a curated record. Bases 227 to 916 code for a protein of 229 amino acids. The transcript is spliced from 6 exons. Lineage: Eukaryota; Metazoa; Chordata; Actinopteri; Scombriformes; Scombridae.